CGUGAAAGGAUCCUCAGGGAGCAGUGGGUCAAGGUCUCCGAACUGCUAAUCGUCUGCGAGGAGCUCUCCAAAUGCCAAGAGACAGAGGGUGUCAACGCCCUGAGCGAGUGCACGUGGUUGGCGAAGAAAUACACAGAUAUGAUAAAGAGCAGAGAACACAGGGUGCGU
Messenger RNA from Dacryopinax primogenitus, 168 nucleotides. RefSeq lists its product as uncharacterized. The annotation marks the transcript as partial. The transcript has a single exon. NCBI's taxonomy places the organism in Eukaryota, Fungi, Basidiomycota, Dacrymycetes, Dacrymycetales, Dacrymycetaceae. The record is from RefSeq and is a predicted model, not a curated record.